AUGGAGUCCCGAAUUGAACUGUCUGCCAUGCACCAGCUUUCUGAGGCAAGGGAUGAAGACGACAACUGGACUGGGUUAAAGGACAGGGAAGCCAGACGCAAAAGGCAAUAUCGUCUGAAUUCUCGAUCAUACAGAAAGAGGAAACUCCUGCAAGACAAGUCCUCCCAGCAAGCUGUUCAAAUCGGACCUCACCAUCCCCCAUUUCCUUCGGCAGCCGAGCAGACUCAUAUUUAUGAGAGUCUUGGGGCUGCAUGGCAAUGCAUUCAUCGCUCGCGCCACGCUUCUCGUAGCUCUUUAGAAUGCAUGAUUGCCACUUCUCCUUCAUUUGCGCCAUUUCGCCUAGACGGGAGUACAGUGUUCCCACUAUCUUCUGACCAUCUCAUUCCCCUCGUGCAAUUCAAUGCUUUUCGCGGCACCUUGACAAAUAUGACGAUUCUAUCAGUAACGCAUCUCAUCCCUCCCGAGUGCGACAUCACCGAAGCUCUGCACUCGACGCCUCUCUUCACUCCGCCCCCGGCACCGCCACCUUCACUGAUGCCAACGGCGCUUCAGCAAUCUGUGCCACACGACACGUGGGUCGAUCUUCUUCCUGACGCGACCAUGCGUGAUAACGCCAUUCGUACCAUGCACUUGUUUCACGCAGAAGACAUAUGUGGCGACAUGUUGGGGAAUCCUCAACAAGAAAGAAACACGAUUGAGAUGAACGGAGUAUUGGUCUGGGGAAAUCCGUGGGAUGCUAGUGGCUGGGAGAUGACUGAGGGUUUCUUGAAGAAAUGGGGGUUUUUGCUCAAAGGCUGCUGGGAGGCCAUGGCAGCGACAAACCAUUGGAGGGCGCAAAGGGGGGAUGAGCCGCUUGUUUUUGAUGUUUCAUAA
This is a messenger RNA of Trichoderma breve, 873 nucleotides long. RefSeq lists its product as uncharacterized. NCBI's taxonomy places the organism in Eukaryota, Fungi, Ascomycota, Sordariomycetes, Hypocreales, Hypocreaceae. The transcript has 3 exons. Bases 1 to 873 code for a protein of 290 amino acids. The record is from RefSeq and is a predicted model, not a curated record.